Molecule: messenger RNA, 1764 nt
Organism: Lampris incognitus (smalleye Pacific opah)
Lineage: Eukaryota; Metazoa; Chordata; Actinopteri; Lampriformes; Lampridae
Gene: mrps5
Product: mitochondrial ribosomal protein S5
Exons: 12
Coding region: 13-1230 (405 amino acids)
Biological process (GO): translation
Cellular component (GO): ribosome
Molecular function (GO): RNA binding; structural constituent of ribosome
Source: RefSeq, a predicted model, not a curated record
CAUAUUUUCAAGAUGGCGGCCUCCAUGCGUGUGUUCUUUGCCCUCCGCAUCCCUUUAGGAGGCGCAGUCCCUCUCCGGUCCUUAGGAGGUGCUCUUCAGUCAUCCUCGUCAGUCAGCCGAGUCUCUGCGGGGUCUCUCCAAAGGAACCUUGUAGCCCCAUUGGUCCCGGUGUUGGCAUGUCCACCAAUCAGGCAUGGCAGCUUCUUCAACAAGUUGACGGCGGAGGAGCUGUGGAAAGGCGUGCUGGCGGAGACGGGGUCUGGAGCCAAGAAGGGCCGAGGGAAGAGAACCAAACGCAAGCUGAGGAGGGACCUGAACCGAGGACAGACCAUCGGAGAGGGUCGUGGGGGUUUUCUGUGGCCUGGUCUGAACAGCCCGGUGAUAAAGGCAGGGAUGGUGCAGACCAUGUCCCGCAGAGGAGAGGCUGAACAGCAGGAGAUACAAGCUGAAAUGGUGCGUCAGAGAGACGAAUGGGAAAGGAGGAAGAAGAUGAAGUUCAAGCGGGAGAGAGGAUGGACCGGAAACUCCUGGGGGGGCAUCAGUUUAGGCCCCCCUGACCCUGGACCUAAUGGAGAAACGUACGAGGAAUUUGACUCACGUGUGAUUGAGGUGAAGAGUGUAUUCAACAUGACAGCCAAGGAGGGCAGGAAGAGGUCCAUCAGCUGCCUGGUUGCCGUGGGGAACGGUAAUGGAGCGGCAGGGUUUGCGUUGGGUAAGGCUCCAGACAGAACCACUGCGCUGAGGAAGGCGAAGAACCGAGCCAUGCACUACCUGUUCUACAUCGAACGAUACAACAACCACACCAUUUUUCACAACGUUGAAUCAAAAUUCAAGAGAACGACGCUCCGCAUGCAGAAAAAAAAUGAAGGUUACGGGCUCCACUGCCACCGUGCCGUCAUCACGCUCUGCAAGCUGGUGGGCAUACAGGACAUGUACUGCAAGGUGGAGGGCUCCGUCAACCUCCUCAACAUCACCAGAGCCUUCUUCACUGGGCUGGCAAAGCAGGAGACCCACCAGACACUGGCAGACAGGAAACGGCUUCACGUGGUGGAGUUCCAGUCACAAUGCGGCCCCCUGCCCACUGUGGUGGCGAGCCCAAAAGAAGGGGCCCAGCCCGACCCGGAACCGGUGGACGAGAUCCCCGACACUCGGCUCCACUGGGCCGACGUGCGCGCUGCCCAGGGAACCAAACGCUCGAUCUGGGCGGGCGUGAAGCGCACCAUCUGGUAGAGCAAUUCGACCGCCGGCGCCCUGAGUCAGUCCAGCGGGCCUUUAGGUAUCGGUGUAAUGUGGGAGGGACUGUGUUGGGAACAUGGAGAACUUUUGAGAUGUGUGACAAAUUAAACAAAAUGUAUGCAGAAUAACAAGAAUUGUUAGAAGUUUUAUUCUGAAAUUCUUCAUUUCCUUUUUGACAGUGAUAAAAAUCUUAACAUUCAGUGUAAUGAAUCACGCAGGGGAUGCUGACAGUCAGCGCCCCGACUUCACCGCCCCGCGAUCCUGUGAGAACUGACCCCACCGUUUGUUUUAAGUCUGUACUUUCGCUCUUGUGUUUAUGUCACUUUUUGCAGAAACACAGAAUCUCAUUUCAUGCAGAAUUCUUCACGUACGUCCAGCGCAGGACAAUAACAGUGCUGGUCUUCAGUAGUUCUCCGACAUCCAGUUCCACACAAGUGGAUUAGCUCUUUAUCGUUGUAAGAACACAAUACUGCAUCUUCUCACGGGGCUGCAUUUCAGAACGUAUGUUGUCAAAAUAAAGUAUGAAGU